AGACAUGAGCUGCAACUGGUUAGAUCGCAAUGAACUUGACAACGGGACUUGACCUUGGGGAGAGUCUGCUGAGCCGCAGAAACCGUUAUCAGUUCCUGGCCACGUUUCUAGUGAACAUAUCGACUUUUGCUCAUGGCAUAGGCAUCGGUUGGCUCUCGCCAGUGAUGAGAGCCUUGCAGACUCCCGAUUCACCUCUCAGCUUCGUGGUGCUGGUGGAGGAGGUAUCGUGGAUAGGGUCUCUGUUGGGCAUUGGUAGCGUCGUUGGCAACUUGUUAGCUGGACUACUACAGGAUCGCAUAGGGCGAAAGCCUGUUAUACUUGCUCUAACGGCACCGUAUGUAUGUUUCUGGCUGCUGUCCUACUUCGCUCAGAGCGUGGAGUAUUUGUAUCUCGCUCGUCUUUUGGCCGGCGUCACGGGUGGAGCCGGUUAUAUAGUUCUCCCCAUAUUCAUUAGCGAAAUAUCAGAUGCCAAGAUUCGCGGCCGCCUUUCCUCUAUGGUGAUGCUCUCUGUUAACAUGGGCAUUCUAACGGGCUAUAUCUUAUCCACAAAUGUUGACUACUAUGUGGCCCCCUUUUUUAUCCUACCUCUGCCCGUUUGUUAUUUCAUUAGCAAUCUAUUUCUCCCUGAAACGCCGUUUUAUUUGAUCAACAAGGGCAAGUUUGGAGCUGCGGAAAGGUCAUUUCGAUACUAUAAAAAUAUCAGGGAUGACGACAAAAGCUCCAUGCUGGAGUUUGAGGAAAUCAAAGUUAAACUUACCAAGGAGAGGGCGUUGAGUGUGAACGCCUUCAAUUACAAGGACUUCCUGACGCGACCUGCCUUGAAAGCCUACUCUAUGGCUAUUUUGCUGAUAUUCACGAAUCAAUUCACGGGCACCUUCUGCUUUGCUUCGUACAUGUCGGAUGUUUUUACCCUCUCACACACCACCUUGGACAUAGGCAUGUGCACGAUCAUCAUCGGAGUUAUCCAGAUCGUGGGCACCUAUACAACGACUUUAUUAUGCGAUCGAUUUGGCCGCAAGAUAUUGCUCUUGAUCUCCAGUCUGGGCUGUGGCAUUUGUCUGGCAACAUUCGGCUCUUUCACCUACUUCGCAGAGCGCUACGAUCUCUCCUCUGUUGGCUGGAUGCCUCUUCUCCUGUUAUCCUUGGAUGUGUUCCUUUGUAAUAUUGGUCUGGUGGGAGUUCUGUUUGUGGUGUUGGUCGAACAAAUGCCAGCCAAGAUUCGCUCGGUGGCGGUUUCUGGAUGCAUCAUCUUGUUGAGCAGCACGGUUUUUCUGUCGCUGAAGAUCUUUCCCCUCUGCAUGGAAUAUUGGGGCAUAUCGAUCACCAUGUGGAGCUGUAGCCUUGUUGCAUUUGUUGGCUUUAUACUUUUUCUGUGCUUUCUCAAAGAGACUAAAGGGAAAUCAAUGCUGGAACCUAUUGGAAAAUCAAAUUUUAAUUUCAAAAUGUUACUGAAACUACUUGAAAGCCCGAAUUGUUUGCUGAAUCGCAGAAAUCGUUAUCAAUUUCUAUCCACGCUUUUAAUAAACCUGAUAUGCAUUGCACAUGGCAUUGGCGUCGGCUGGCUGUCGCCCACAUUACGUAAGAUACAGUCCGUUGAUUCGCCCCUCGACUUCUCGCUGAGCAUCUCGGAAAUCUCCUGGGUGGGCUCCGCCCAGGGCCUAGGCGCCGUGGUGGGAAACAUCCUGAUGGGACUGGUUCAUUCUCGGGUUGGCAGUCGCCUCAGCCUGCUCUUCAUAGCCUUCCCACACUCUUGCCUAUGGAUCCUUGUUUACUUUGCUAAGAGCGCGGAGUAUCUGUUCAUUGGACGCUUCCUGGCUGGCAUUACCAGUGGUGGCCUAUACGUUGUCCAUCCUAUAUUCCUAAGCGAAAUAUCGGACUCUAAAAUUCGAGGGACUUUCGGGUCUAUGGUUUUCCUCUCUGUAAACGUUGGAGUACUUUUGGGCUACAUACUGGGAACCCAUCUGGCCUAUCACAUAAUUCCGUUCGUAGUGCUCAUAUUACCGAUUAGCUACUUCAUAUCGAAUCUCUUCUUCAUACGCGAAUCUCCGAUGCAUCUGAUUCGCAAGGGCAAGUACUCAGAGGCUGAGCAAUCCUUCAGAUACUAUAAGAACAUUAGAGAAGACACUCAGAACAACGAAAUGCACGAAUUCGAUGCUAUGAAGGAGGCAUUGACACAGAGCGAUAAGAACUUAGAUAGGGUCACCAUCAAGGACUUCUUAACACGACCUGCCUUGAAAGCUUAUGGUUCGGCUGCUGUGCUGAGUUUUGUGAGUCAAUGCAGCGGUCUUCUGGCAAUGAUCAGCUAUAUGUCGGACAUAUUUGCUCUGUCGGGCAGCACUAUGGACCCAGAUACCUGCACCAUUGUCAUAGGGAUUAUACAGAUUUUGGGCACGUAUACGACAACGCUGCUCUGCGAUAUCUGGGGUCGUAGAAUCCUGUUGAUCGUCUCCUCAGCCGGAGUAGCUUUCAGUCUGACCUCCUUUGGCCUAUUCAGCUACUACGCACAGUCGCACGACUUAAGUCAAUGGAGCUGGGCUCCACUGCUCUUUAUGUCCCUGAAUAUCUAUCUGGGCAACAUCGGACUCAUGGGCUGCUACUUUGUCGUGAUUGUCGAGAUAUUUCCUCUCAAGAUACGCACCAAAGCAACAUCGGCUGCACUUGUCGUCUGCGGUAUCUUCUUUUUUGUCAGCCUCAAAGUUUUUCCCGUUUGUAUGGAUCAAUGGGGUAUACCGCUGACGAUGUGGUCCUGUGCGGGCAUCUCUGCAUUUGGGUUCUUUUACUUUGUGUUCUCUCUGAAGGAAACCAUGGGCAAGUCUAUGCUGGAGGACUGAAGCGGAAUGGAAAGGAUUGAAGCAAUGGCAACUUCAUACUAAAGACGCAGACAAUAUAUGUGUAUUGCUAGAGUUAACAUUACUUUUGAAAUAGUUAAUAGAAACCUUCAGACAUUUUCGAAACAUAGGGAUUGGAUUAUAAA
Molecule: messenger RNA, 2974 nt
Organism: Drosophila mojavensis
Lineage: Eukaryota; Metazoa; Arthropoda; Insecta; Diptera; Drosophilidae
Exons: 12
Coding region: 30-2831 (933 amino acids)
Biological process (GO): carbohydrate transport; transmembrane transport
Cellular component (GO): membrane
Molecular function (GO): sugar transmembrane transporter activity
Source: RefSeq, a predicted model, not a curated record